This is a messenger RNA of Phanerochaete carnosa HHB-10118-sp, 1706 nucleotides long. RefSeq lists its product as uncharacterized. Gene Ontology annotation, molecular function: structural constituent of ribosome. Bases 53 to 790 code for a protein of 245 amino acids. The transcript is spliced from 9 exons. Gene Ontology annotation, biological process: translation. The record is from RefSeq and is a predicted model, not a curated record. NCBI's taxonomy places the organism in Eukaryota, Fungi, Basidiomycota, Agaricomycetes, Polyporales, Phanerochaetaceae. Gene Ontology annotation, cellular component: mitochondrial large ribosomal subunit.
CCUCGCUGCUGUUCGCUGGCCGAGUCGUCGUUCCGCCGCCCCAUCUUCCCAAAUGACGUCGGUGUCGACCUUCCGUGCUAUCUCGAGCAAAAUCCGCCUGUUCAACCUCUCUCCGGCCACGAAUUCGCAGCACAAAGAAAAACGCCUCGGUCGCGGUCAAGGUUCAGGUCGUGGUGGCACCUCAGGACGAGGCCACAAGGGCCAGAAGGCGAGGUCUGGCAAUGGAAAGCCCAAGCCUGGCUUCGAGGGUGGUCAGACACCGAUAAUCAAGCUGAUCCCGAAGAAGGGUUUCGUCAAUGCGAAUGCCAAGGUGUACGCCCCUGUGAACUUGGACAGAAUACAACACUGGAUAGAUCAAGGUCGUCUGACCUCGUCCCCGGAGAACCCUAUCACAGCUCGGGAACUGCUGCUUAGCGGCUGCGUACACGGUGUGCACGAUGGGAUCAAGCUUUUGGGCGACGGUGCUGAACAUCUGAAAACCCCAAUUCACAUCACACCCUCCAGAGCUUCGAAGUCUGCCAUCCGUGCGGUUGAGAAGCUGGGUGGCACAGUCUUCUGCAAGUACUACAACCCGCUUGCCCUUCAGGACUGCGUCAAGGGGCGCACAGAUCGUACAGAGGCUGCACCCGUCAGGCAGACCGACAUCGUUUGGUACACGCAAUGGAAGAACAGGGGUUAUCUCUCGCUACAAGCUAUCGAAAAAAUGCCUGUUGUUGAGGAGCGAUGGAAGGAACUGUCAAAACAACUUCGCACAUACAGAGAGCAAGGUUACGAGAAGGCCAAGAAGUAGAUACAGUCUUAGAUGCUCGCCAUGUCUCUACUAUACCAUUCUCUCCUCUAUUCUAGCCAGGGCCUGUCUCCAUGCGGUCUGGCGAGAUGCUCCUGCUGCGAGGGCGAAAAGGUUCCGAGUUUCCGUUCAGCCUGUCCGGAGAUAUGCUGCGGCUGCGUGAACGAUAGGAUGGUGAACCGCUCCGUGAUCGUGAUGGACUCCGAGAAACGUAUCGAGAGCCCGCUUCUGAGGGUGAUCUGCUUCUGCUCUUGCCUGAAUCCGCAGUCCGAGACCUGCUCCGUGACCCGCUCGGUGACCUGCUUCUGCGUCUACUCGAACUCUUGCCAGAGCCUCUGCUGGGGCUGCGACUUCGUUCGCUUCCGGCUUCGUUCUUGCCUUCCAUAGCAUCCAAGAGUCGACUUUUUCUUGGGCCUAUAUCUCCGUUGUCUUCGAGGACCUCACGUUUCGUGAGUCGGGGCAGAAUAAUGUCACAGACGCGUUCUCCACAUAGCAGCGAGUCCACGAAUUCGUCCAUGUACGUUAGGUGAUACCCCCCUUGAUUCCUAUACCGUAGCUUUCGAAAGUCCUUCAUCAGCGGCUCCAAGAUUUCGUAUACCUCCGCGGCUGGGAACGUCAUGCGUACGUACAUCACGGCUAACGCUCGUAAGUACUUGAAUUCAUCUGCCUGUAGAUAUUCGAGUAGGAUCUCUUUCUCCGGCUGGAUUUGCAACAGCUUGAGUAGCAGAGACAAGAACUCUGUCGGCUUGUUAUUCCCGUACACUCCUCCAAUUGCCUUCAGCUCGAUGGCCUUGUCAAUAAGAUUCUCAGCUGUGAGCGCGAAGCAGUGUUCCUUCCAGUAUGGCGACUCAUAAAUACGAUUUCUAAUAACGGUUUCGACAAGAAACUGCGGAUUCUGGCCAUGGAUGGCGAGUGCGCC